Molecule: messenger RNA, 2951 nt
Organism: Xenopus laevis (African clawed frog)
Lineage: Eukaryota; Metazoa; Chordata; Amphibia; Anura; Pipidae
Gene: frat2.L
Product: GSK-3-binding protein-like
Exons: 1
Coding region: 507-1031 (174 amino acids)
Source: RefSeq, a predicted model, not a curated record
CUGUGUCAUUAGUGCAUGUUAGACCACGAGCCAACUCCCACAAUGCUCAGCCAGAUGAAAUAGUAAACAAAAGCAGGAGAGCAGCCUGACACAACAGUAUAACUGACACACACACACAUCAAAACACGGCGACGUCAUUAACGUACGAGGCAGGCUUUAGUUUCAAAAAGGACGGGGCGGAGCAAGUGUCGAGAAGACAAAAAGAGGGGGUACCGGCGUUGGUUUGGUCCGCCUGUUCUUUUUACAUCCAUCGGAACAAGCAAAACAAAGCUGCUGAACGGACGGAUGUUAGGUAUAUUAAAACGGAUUUAUGCUGUGCUUGGUGAAACGGAGGCGCACAUUGGCAGAAGAGAGCCUAGUCAAGAAAUAGUCUCCCCUGCAGUAAGGAAGUGGUAGCGUCCAAGCGGCAGGCUACGUCAUCCAUUGUUUACAAACCCAGGCAGGCCGGUGUGAGCUUGUUCCCUGGUUGGCGGUGCAGAGCUGAGCUUCUCUUCCGCUUGCCUGCCAUGCCGUGCCGCAAGGAGAGCUUCCUACUGCUCGAGCAGUCAGUCACAGUAGGUUCCGGGGAGGUGGACUCCCUGGUAGCUCGAAUAGGGGAAGCCCUGCAGCUCAAUGCCCAGCGUGCACCGACCUCCUGCAGCAUGGCUUACGGGGCGCUCAAACCAGUGUCCCGGGCGGGUCCCUCCUGCUCGUGUGUGAGGGGUAGGAGCACUCCGUACCCUGUGUGUACUCCGAGGGGAGCCGCCCGCCACGCACAGCACCUUCAUCAUCAUCAGUCCCCCAGGCAGCAGCAGCAGCAGGGCGGCGGGGGUAACAAGCGGCUGUGCGGCAGGGGAUGGGGCCGGUGUAACUGCAGGAAACACGCGGGGACCGAGGAGGAAGAGGAAGAUCCGCACGAACUGCUCCAGGAGCUGCUGCUCUCGGGGAACCUCAUCAAAGAAGCGGUCAGGAGGCUUCACAUGACUGGGGAGAGCCCCGACCCGCCGGGGUCGCGCAAAGUGUCCGAAUCCACCGAGACAACCGUGCAAUGACAGCGGCACUGACACAGGGAGCACAUGUGCCCCUACACUGACCACAUGAACUACUGUAACCGAUCCAUAACUGCCCCACUCCUCUAUGGCCAAUAUGGACUGGGCUGCCCUUCAAUUGUAUAGAAAUUAUAUCUGCUGGGAUCUGCCCCUCUGGACUGGGCGCAUUGGGAAUAUGGAAUUGGUCUUAUAGAUCCAUAGUGUCCUACCCACACAGAUCCAUAGUGUCCUACCCACACAGAUCCAUAGUGUCCUACCCACACAGCAAACAGGCAUUGGAUCUGCCAUUCACCAACACUGCAAUUGGGGGGUGAUAUGAACAUCUGCCCAUUAUGGACUCGUCUUUCAGGGGACAAUAAGAACAAAUCUGCCCUUCGCCUUGACAGCAGAUGAGGACGGUGCCCAGAUUUGAAUCUUGUCUAGGUUCCAAAAGCGAAUAAACCAUACUGCCUCCCAACUAUCUCAUGAUGGCUGAUCGGUUGCUGCCAUGGAUUGCAGUCAUUCCUGUUCUCCCUACUUGCUUGGUGGCUGACCCCCUAAUACUUAUUGACUGCAUAGUGACUGACAUCGUACGAGGGGCGCUGAGAUUGGUCUUGCUAUCCGCCUAUGACACUUUAUGAGAACUGCACCUUUUGUUUUUCUCCCUAGUGGCAGACUGACUGACUGGAAACUGCAUUCAUCAUGCUGAAAUAAAUCUGCAAAUGCUGGGGAAUGGUGUUCCACAAUCAGGGGUGAAAAAUAACUGUCUCUUUAUAUCAAAAGGUCUCCUCAUAGUUGUUUAUUUGGGAUCGCCGACAGUUUCACCCUGGUUUGCAGAUUGUGGGUGCCGACAUGAUCUGGAAAAUGCUUUUUACAUCAUCUCCCAAACUGCCAUUUCCUUUAACAUAUACAGUGUCUUUCUUAGCCACAGAAUGGACAAAGGACUAGAUCUCCUCCUCUAUCAUAUAUAUAUAUAAUAUCAGCAAUGAGCACCACCUUAACCCCCCCUCCAGCUUUUACUUACUAUUCCUACCCCCUCCUUGUUGGUAGGUUUGGAAAUAUUUAAACAAAGGCUGUGAGUAGAGUUGCCAUCUGGCCGGUAAAAAUUAUGGCUGAUCCCAAUGUUAUUAAUAGGGAGAAAAGAUAAAUAUUUAGGAAGGCCGGUAUUUUUUCCAGAAAAGGUGGCAACCCUAGCUGUGAGACCUCAGGGACCUUAAGUGAUCAAGGAUCAGCUACUACCAAUUAUCACCAUAACAACAGCAAACGACUUUGAAUCCAUUUUAGUAUAUCCAGUGCUACAGUGAACAGCUCACAUGGAAUUUGUUCCUUUUUUUUUGAUAAUGAUUGUCAUGUUUACAGGAUACUUGAAAUAUUUCAUACAGCUCUUGAGAAGUUUCUUUAUGAAUUCUUGAGGAUUUUGAGCUGGCCAAGAAAAUAUCUGGUGCUACUAGUUCUGGCAUUGGGCAAACUUUUUUUUAUUUGUAAUUUUGGACUAUAAUGAUGAACUUUGCUGCCGAGCCUUGUGUUGCAGUUUCUUAUGUCGUUUGCAUUGCAACAAUUCAAUGACCUGACACUUGUUCCUGCCCCAAGUAAACUUGUUUGUUUGAAUGGCUGCAGAGUAGUCUGGGCAGGGACAUGGGAGUGAGCGCAUGAUGUUUUACCUUAUUUGGUGUUUUGUAAUUGUUCUACGCUUCUUGUUUACAAUGUUCAAGGGGAAGACUGGCUUGUGCCUGUAGUUCUCUCUUCCUCUCAUUAUCUGGCAGUGAUUAUUGACACUACUACUUCAAGGUCACUCCUGCCAGACUGGUGGCGCAGCUUAGGAUAACUUUUUUUGUUUUUCUUGUAUAUUCCGAACAAAUGUGAAACUAGGCACAAAGGUUUUGCUGCCAAACAACCCCUCCCCCUCCUGUAUUUAAAAAUAAAGAAAAAAUAUUUUCAGUUGUA